CCCGCAGCCAGCCGCGGGGAUCUCGAGGGGCGAGGGCACCGCCGGGGCAGGGGAUCGGAGCGCCGCGCGCAGCCCCUUCCCGCCCCGCUGCACCAUGAGCUGGGGCACCGAGCUCUGGGAUCAGUUUGACAACUUAGAAAAACACACACAGUGGGGAAUUGAUAUUUUGGAAAAAUACAUCAAGUUUGUCAAGGAAAGGACUGAAAUUGAACUCAGCUAUGCGAAGCAGCUCAGGAAUCUUUCGAAGAAGUACCAGCCUAAGAAGAACUCAAAGGAGGAAGAAGAGUACAAGUACACGUCCUGUAAAGCUUUUCUUUCCACCCUAAACGAGAUGAACGACUAUGCUGGGCAGCACGAAGUCAUCUCCGAGAACAUGACGUCUCAGAUCAUGGUGGAGCUGGCGCGCUACGUGCAGGAACUGAAGCAGGAGAGAAAAUCGAACUUUCAUGAUGGACGCAAAGCCCAGCAGCACAUAGAGACCUGCUGGAAGCAGCUGGAGUCGAGCAAGAGACGCUUUGAGCGGGACUGCAAGGAGGCCGACCGCGCCCAGCAGUACUUCGAGAAGAUGGACGCUGACAUCAACGUCACCAAAGCAGAUGUUGAAAAGGCACGACAGCAAGCUCAACUACGUCACCAAAUGGCAGAGGACAGCAAGGCAGAUUACUCUUCCAUCCUCCAGAAAUUCAACCGCGAGCAGCGCGAGUACUACCACAGCCACAUCCCCCACAUCUUCCAGAAAAUCCAAGAGAUGGAGGAAAGGAGGGUCGUGAGGAUUGGAGAGUCGAUGAAGACCUACGCAGAGCUUGACCGCCAGGUGAUCCCCAUCAUUGGGAAAUGCCUGGACGGCAUAGUAAAGGCAGCUGAGUCCAUCGAUCAGAAAAGUGACUCGCAGCUGGUCAUAGAAGCCUAUAAGUCAGGAUUCGAGCCUCCCGGGGACAUCGAAUUUGAGGAUUACGCCCAGCCUAUGAAGCGCACCGUGUCAGACAACAGCCUUUCCAAUUCCAGAGAAGGCAAGCCUGAGCUCAAGUUUGGUGGCAAGUCCAAAGGAAAGCUGUGGCCCUUCAUCAAGAAAAAUAAGCUUAUGUCCCUUUUAACAUCCCCCCAUCAGCCUCCCCCUCCUCCCCCUGCCUCUGCCUCACCCUCUGCUGUUCCCAACGGCCCCCAGUCUCCCAAGCAGCAAAAGGAACCCCUCUCCCAUCGCUUCAACGAGUUCAUGACCUCCAAACCCAAAAUCCAGUGCUUCAGGAGCCUAAAGCGUGGGCUUUCUCUCAAGCUGGGGGCUGCUCCAGAGGACUUCAGCAACCUCCCACCCGAGCAGAGGAGGAAGAAGCUCCAGCAGAAAGUCCAUGAGCUCAAUAAGGAGAUCCAGAAGGAGAUGGAUCAAAGAGAUGCCAUCACCAAAAUGAAAGACGUGUAUCUAAAGAACCCUCAGAUGGGAGACCCUGCCAGCCUGGACCACAAGCUCGCCGAAGCCACCCAGACCAUAGAAAAACUACGGCUGGAGACUCAGAAAUUUGAGGCCUGGCUGGCUGAGGUGGAAGGCAGGCUCCCAGCUCGGAGUGAGCAGACACGCAGGCAGAGCGGCAUGUACGACGGUCAGAUGCCCACGACGGUCACUAACUGCGCCCAGGACCGGGAGAGCAGCCCAGAUGGCAGUUACACGGAGGAGCAAAGCCAGGAGAGCGAGGUCAAGGUGCUAGCCACGGACUUCGAUGAUGAGUUCGACGACGAGGAGCCGCUUCCCGCCAUAGGGACCUGCAAGGCCCUCUACACGUUUGAAGGUCAGAAUGAAGGCACCAUCUCCGUCAUGGAAGGAGAGACGCUGUGUGUGAUUGAGGAAGACAAAGGCGACGGGUGGACCCGCAUCCGCAGAAACGAAGAUGAGGAGGGUUACGUCCCCACUUCCUAUGUCGAAGUCUAUUUGGACAAAAAUGCCAAAGAUUCCUAACGGUGGCGCACACAUGGCCAGAGUCCCAGCGAACCUCCCCACGAGCCACCGUCAGAUCAGUCUGGUCUGCUUGUGCCCAGGGGCCUCCAGCACCACCCCUGGCUGGCUGGGUGCCUCUGAUCUACCUGCAGCCUGGUCCCCAUGCUCUGCAUCCUCUUCUCUUUACAGCUACUGUGGCCCCAGCAUUCCCGCGGCCCCAGCAUUCCCGCAGCCCGCGGCCCACUCGUGUCUGUCUCUUAGCCCCACAGAGGGGUUGGCCUAAUCUCCAGCCCCCACCCACACAGGCCACAAAGACAGCUGGACUCUCGCCCACAUCUCCCCGCUCCUUCCUGGCUCCCAGUCCACCCGCGGCUCGCUUGGCCGGUCCUUGCACAUUUCACACUGUGCCUUUUGUGAUCCGUCGCCCCUGAUCUCCUGGGUGACUACCAGAAUCUGGACAAGGAGGGCCAGCCUGCUCUGGGUGGACUGAGUGCCACAUGUCAUCAGUAUGUCCUUGGGGACUAGUCAGCAGAUGCUUCCUUCUUUGCUGGGUCUGCUGAGGAGCCUUCCUGGUCACUGGCUCCAACAGCUCAGCGCUGACCCGUUCUGCACUCUCCACCCCCACUACCCAUCCCCCGUUUGUCUCCGAACCCUGUCUGCAGUGACUCAGGUAGGUCUACAGUAGAAGUCCCAAUUCCAGCUUGUGAGACAGCCCGCUGUCUUGCCCGUGUCACCUGUCAUGAGGAACAUUCUGGACCAUCCUGCCCUGCCAUCCACCCUCCUUGUGAACACCUGACCGAGAGCCUUGCCUCCACGUGCACACUCAUUCCUGUAAGGUGGACAAGCAUUUGAGGACCUUAGCUCAUUCCUCACCAAAGACCUGGUGCCUCCUGCGGUCCCUCUAGUGACCCUAUGGCCACCAUUUCUGCAUUUGGUCCCUCGUGCUGCAAGCCCUGUGGAAUGGAUAGAGUUUGCUUUUGGGACUCAGUUUCCUUCCUCCAAUAACAGAUCUUUAAGGGAAAAACGAAGGUCACGUCUGUGGCCACUCACGCCUUAGAGAUGUGCAACUUCUCUCCUCAUGGGUGCAGAAAUGGUCCCAAGAAAGACAUGGCCGUAAGUCUCGGCGAAGGCACCCCUCAGGCCCUGGGGGCGAGAGCAGGCAUUUUAGUCUUCUGCUGGGCACUUGGGAACUAGGUGGUCGCCUCAUGCAUCCUUGGUUUCUCUUGAUGUUUGUGGAUCUAAGACAGUGGAGUCUUACAAGAGCCCAGAGGGGCACAGACAAGGACAGGAAGGACCGGUCCUAAAAGUUAGGCCUUUGUUCGUGGUUCCUGGAAAUUCAAACGCCACUCCCUCAGCAAACCAGGGUUGACCACACACCAUCCCCCCAGCAGCUCUGUCAACCUUCGGGGAGCAGAGGCAAAGUGUGUGACCACUUGACAAGGAAGUGUGUUCCGGUUCCAAAAGCAAGCCAGUGUGAGCCUUCUCGUUCUCCCAGGGAGGUGAAGUCUAGGUCCUGCAAACUGGUCUCUGGGGGCUCCUCAGGGCUGUUCCAUGAGCCAGGGCUUCUGUUCUCUGCAGUGGGUGGCCCAAAGGCCACAUCCUCAGCAGUUACUUGAGGACAGCUUGGCACAUGAAAUAAAUGGAAGCCCUGUGCCCAACGGGUAGCAUUUUCGGAGUCUCCCCUCUGGCCCUGUAGACCAGCUGGUCCUCGGGAUAAUCCUGCUUGUCGUCCUGGCAGCUCCAUGCAGGCCACUCCAGAACCCCUGAACUUCACCGAGUUCGGCUGACCACCAUCCACUCCACGUGGAUGCCAGACAGUUUUUAAAAUGUGCUUUCAGAACCUCGGUACUGCAUGUGCGCUGCAUUUUCCAUUUUAUGGGUCAGGAUAGAGUCACUUCUUGUCACAUAGGUAAAAAGGAUACCCCACAGCACUCCAUUUUCCCUUGACUGUUAAGGCCAAUAUAGGGGUGUGCUUGUAGCUUCCUAUAUCCCUGUGCUUCUCUUUUAACCGUUUAUACCACCUCCAGAAAGACUGGGUGUUUCAAAUGCCGCCCCCCCUUCCUGGCCAUGGUGGCGGGUAGAAGGAGCAGGGCAGGCCUGUGGGACUGACCAUCAUCUAGUGCCCAUGUGGAGAUCUGCUCUGGGAAUCCUACUGUGAAACUGUCCUGUCAGGGUGGCUCCCCGCGAUGGGAACAUGGAUUUCCCAGGAGCUCCUCACUCAGUCCUCCCCAGGACCCACUGCCUGUCAUUUCUCCAUCACUGAUAGAAUACUGUGUGGUAAGAAUGACUCAUUCUAAAAACAAGCAAAAAAGUCCUGAAAAUGACUUAAGACAAAAUAAAGGAGGGGAAGUUGUCAUUUAUCCUUUUUUUUUUUUUUUUUUCCUUUGCAGGAUGAAAAAGGGGGAAAACUGUUUGUUUUGUUUUGUUUUGUUUUAAGGCAUGCCAAACUAUAAUGGGACUUUUCACUGAGAUGGUUACUGUCAGGUCAGGAGUGACCCAUCGCCCAUCCAACCAACACAGUGCAGAGGCCUCUAAUAACCUUUUGGUGACAUCUGUCAUUAUAGUAGAAUGUUUACACAACAUAAAAAGUUCUGUUUAUGACAGGAUUUUUAAAGAAAUUAAGGUUUUGUGUUUCUUACUGGCUCUGUUUUCUGUGCUUGUAACAUCUAAAACUUUAAUAUUGGUCCAAAAUUCUGUUUUAACCUGACGUUGAGCACCUUUAAAUGCACGUGUGUGCGCGCGUGCACACACGCAUGUGUUGUGCACAUGUACAUGUUGCACUAAUCCUAAACUUUGGGGCAUCCCAGUGUUGGAAAGGCCCAUUGUGGCUAUAAGGUCCUAGACUUGCCCAUUUCUGUCUGGAGGUGGAAUUAAACCAAAUAAAGUGCUUCCACUGGAAGGCUUAUAUCGACCUUGUAAUUAUAUGUUAAUCCUCUAAAUGUUAAAUAAAAUAUAACUUCGGGUGUA
Messenger RNA from Jaculus jaculus (lesser Egyptian jerboa), 4894 nucleotides. It is a transcript of the gene Fnbp1, whose product is annotated as formin binding protein 1. The transcript has 17 exons. Gene Ontology annotation, biological process: signal transduction; endocytosis. The coding region runs from base 95 to 1948 and encodes 617 amino acids. Gene Ontology annotation, molecular function: protein binding. Lineage: Eukaryota; Metazoa; Chordata; Mammalia; Rodentia; Dipodidae. The record is from RefSeq and is a predicted model, not a curated record.